CUAGUACUGUACCUAGUAGGGAUAUUUGGUUGUUGACUGGACCGCUUCCAUAUUCACGUUGACGGAACACCAUAGCUUCUAAUGUGAAAGAGUGCAUAUACCCCGCUCGGAAAGAGCACUUGGGAAGAUGAAUAAACAGGCAGGUGGGCUAUUUGCCUUUGUACAUAUAUAGGUAAGGGGCCCAUCCAUCUUCGAGGAGAGGGGUUACCUGUUGCUACCAAUCCAUUCGGAUUUAAUUCAGCCCCAGCAACAGCCAUGGUUCUGCCCUCAACUUAUAUCGGCCUGGUUCUCACCGGGAUCUUCUCACAUGUCGCAUAUUUCAACAAAGGAGAGCACCAUCUCUAUGGAUUGUUCUAUAUCAAGUGCUUCUUGCUCAUGAUCACAGCUGGAACUGCUGGUCUCUCGUUCACCCAAGGACUGGUAUGGACUACGGCCUUGGGUACGGUUUCCAAGCCAGUCGCCGCAUAUCUCCUCGGUCUCUACGGAAGUCUCCUCAUUUAUCGGAUCUUCCUACAUCCUUUGUGCAAAUUCCCUGGCCCGUUCGCUGCCCGCAUUUCGACUUUGUGGUUAACGGCCCAUUCGUGCGCACUGGCUCCUCUGAUAUGCAUCGAGGCAGUCCAUGGCGCCAGUUCUCGUUGCACGAAGGGGAUCAUAUACGAUUUCUCCUAUCCGACGACAUCAUUGCCGACCCACCGCGAUCCGACUGAGCAUCACGCGCGACGCCGUGUUUGGAGCACGGCAUUUAGCGAUAAGAUGCUGCGGGGGUACGAACAACGCAUUCGUGGAUAUCGUAAGAAAUUGGUCGACCGGGUUAUAGAAAUGGAGGGACAGCCGAUCGAAAUCACCAAGUGGUUUAACUUGUACUCGUUCGACGUAAUGGGCGACCUGUCAUUUGGACAGGGCUUUGAGAGCCUUGAAAAAGGAGAGGCGCACUGGGCUAUUAAGCUACUGAACGGAACCAUGGGCUCAUUGGGGUUGAUGCUUCCCGCAUGGCUCUUCUUGUUGGUCGCAGCGAUCCCCGGCUUGUUGUCGGAUUUCUGGCAAUUCCUCGAUUUCUGUGGGAAAAGGAUAAUGGAAAGAUUAGAAAAUGAACCUGAAAUUCCCGAUAUCAGCUCACCCUUGAUUGCUCCCGUGAAGGGCAGGAAGAUAAGUGAACAAGAGAAAGACCUGCUGUAUGGGGAUUCGCGAUUAGUUAUUAUCGCAGGAAGCGACACCACGUCCGGAACGUUGUCGACUAUCUUCUAUGAACUUGUCCGUCAUCCAGAGGAAUUCCAGAAAUUGCGCGCAGAGCUGGCGCCGUACCUUGAUAACGAAGAACCGGACGGAGAGUUUCUACACUCGAAGAUCGUCCAUCUCAAACAUUUGAAUGGAGUCAUCAACGAAGCCCUUCGAUUGUAUCCAGCAGUGCCAAGUGCGUUGCAGCGUAAGGUUCCUCCAGAGGGAAUUGUCAUUGACGGAGUUCAUAUUCCUGGAGGAACCCAUGUGUAUUGUCCGCUGUAUGCGAUGGCACGGUCGAAUCUGUGCUACGAGAAACCCUGCGAGUUUAUUCCCGAGCGAUGGUACAAAUACCCUGAGUUAGUCAAAGAUAAACGAGCUUUCGCUCCAUUCAACAUCGGCCCCUAUAACUGCAUCGGACGACCACUUGCUUUGAUGAACAUCCGAACCACAGUCGCUCGACUCGUAAUGGAAUUCGACGUGGAGCUCGCCCCAGGAGAAGACGGAUCACGGUUUCUGGGAAAGGCCAAGGAUAAUUUUGUGUUAUAUUAUGGCGAGCUGAAUCUGGCCUUUACCCAUCGGAAGUAGUUUGUACCAUAAUAGCUACCU
Molecule: messenger RNA, 1824 nt
Organism: Aspergillus ochraceoroseus IBT 24754
Lineage: Eukaryota; Fungi; Ascomycota; Eurotiomycetes; Eurotiales; Aspergillaceae
Product: cytochrome P450
Exons: 6
Coding region: 256-1803 (515 amino acids)
Molecular function (GO): heme binding; iron ion binding; monooxygenase activity
Source: RefSeq, a predicted model, not a curated record